Messenger RNA from Danaus plexippus (monarch butterfly), 1557 nucleotides. RefSeq names its product segmentation polarity homeobox protein engrailed-like. The record is from RefSeq and is a predicted model, not a curated record. NCBI's taxonomy places the organism in Eukaryota, Metazoa, Arthropoda, Insecta, Lepidoptera, Nymphalidae. Gene Ontology annotation, molecular function: RNA polymerase II cis-regulatory region sequence-specific DNA binding; DNA-binding transcription factor activity, RNA polymerase II-specific. The transcript has 3 exons. Gene Ontology annotation, biological process: neuron differentiation; multicellular organism development; regulation of transcription by RNA polymerase II. Gene Ontology annotation, cellular component: nucleus. The coding region runs from base 16 to 1110 and encodes 364 amino acids.
CCGAGCUAUUGUGUGAUGCUGCGUCUCCCUCGCGCGGCGCGAGGACCGCGCGGGAGCGAGAGGGACGGCCGGCACCCGCCUCGGCCACUCCGUUGGGUGAUGGAGGAACCGCCUCCAGUGGAAGGGGAGCUCGCUCUGGGCGUGUCAGCUGAUCGAGAUCAGUCGCGCUCCGGACGCCGCACCGGCAGCAUCUCCAGCAUGGCGUACGAGGACAGGUGCAGCGGCCACGCCGACAUCACACAGGUCAACCAGACCCAGUACACCUGCACUAUCAACCCUAGGAACAUCAAAGUACAGCCCGCGUCGCCGCCGCCCAGCCCCGAGUACUACCGGCCGGAGACUCCGGACGUGAAGCCCGUCAUCGAGGACGAGCGCCGGAACCCGAUAGCUUUCUCCAUCAGCAACAUACUACGUCCAGAGUUCGGUGUGACCGCCCUGAGGAACUCCAAGAAGAUAGAGGGCCCUAAACCACUCGGGCCCAACCACAGCAUUCUCUACAAGCCGUACGAGAUAACCAAGGAGUUGAGUCAAUAUGGUUACGAGUAUGUGAAGACGAAAGAGGAUUUCAACCUGCCGCCGCUGGGAGGGUUGAGGCAGACGGUGUCCAACAUCGGGGAGAAAGAAUCCCCGAAGGUCGUGGAACAGAAGAGACCGGACUCGGCCAGCUCGAUAGUAUCCUCCACCUCGAGCGGCGCCGUCUCCUGCGGCAGCACCGACAACAGCUCGCAGAGCUCCCAGCUGUGGCCGGCCUGGGUGUACUGCACCCGGUACAGCGACAGACCGAGCUCAGGUCCCAGGAGUAGACGGGUGAAGAAGAAGGCGAGCCCUGAGGAGAAGAGACCGAGGACUGCCUUCAGCGCCUCGCAGCUAACAAGAUUAAAGCACGAGUUCGCGGAGAACCGCUACCUGACGGAGAGGAGGAGGCAGGCGCUGGCCGCGGAGCUGGGGCUGGCGGAGGCUCAGAUCAAGAUCUGGUUCCAGAACAAGAGGGCCAAGAUCAAGAAGGCCUCGGGCCAGAGGAACCCGCUGGCGCUGCAGCUCAUGGCGCAGGGGCUGUACAACCACGCCACAGUCACCGAGAGCGAGGACGAGGAGAUCAGCGUCACGUAGAUAUAUGAUAGUCCGCCAUUAGUAUUAAUAAGAAAGUUCCUGUCUAUUAUAAUAAAUUAUUGAAUUAUGUUCGUUUUUUAGUCAAAUGAUGCGUUUUAACCAAGUAGCAUAGAGGCUGGUCCGGGCCGGAUGUCGGUUUCUCUGUAUAUAUUAACGAGACAUUUUAAACCUCUCACAGCUGUCACUAUAGUAAUGUUACCGCGAGUCCUCGGAGACGAACUCGAUACGUACAGUUUAUAGUAUGUGAAUACUAUGUUUGAUGUGAUAAACAAACUCUAAACUGUCCGUUUUAAGUGUCGAUUCAAACUGACGGUAAGAUUACUAUAUAUAUAAUAUUCUGUAAAUAUUGUAAAUAUUAAAAUAUAUUUUUCGUUACUGUAGCUCUCGUGUAUAUUAUUAUAUUAUAUUGUUAUAUUAAAUGACGAAAUAAAUUAUAUCGGGUUUAAA